AUGGCACCAAAGAAGAAGAAUGUGAAAAAGAACAAAGCAGAUAUCAAUGAAAUGACCAUCAUCGUGGAAGAUGGCCCCCUAAGCAAACUAAAUGGCUUGAAUGGACUCYUAGAGGGAGGAAAUGGUUUCAGCUGUAUCUCAUCUGAAGUUUCUGACUCGUCAUAUAGCCCAAAUCUCUUGGAAGGUCUAAGCAGAAUGAGACAAGAAAAUUUUCUUUGUGACUUGACUAUCAGCACCAAAACCAAAUCUUUCAAUGUUCACAAGGUAGUGAUGGCUUCAUGCAGUGACUACUUUCACAACAUCCUAAAGAAGGAUCCAACCACGCAUAGGGUAGACCUCAAUGAUGUAUCCCCGUUGGGUCUAGCUACUGUUAUCACCUAUGCUUAUACUGGAAAACUUACUCUCUCACUUUAUACAAUAGGUAGUAUUAUUUCCACGGCAAUCUAUCUUCAAAUUCAUACUCUUGUGAAGAUGUGYUGUGAUUUUCUAAUCCAAGAAAUCAGUGUGGAGAACUGCAUGUACGUUGCCAAUAUUGCAGAAACAUACGGACUAAAAACAACCAAAGAAGCAGCACACAAAUUUAUUAGAGACAACUUCAUUGAAUUUUCAGAAACGGAUCAGUUCUUGAAACUUACUUAUGAUCAGAUUAAYGAACUUCUUGCAGAUGAUGACUUGCAGUUGCCUUCUGAAAUUGUUGCAUUCCAAAUUGCAAUCAAGUGGCUAGAAUUUGACCAAAAAAGAGUUAAGUUUGCUGCAGAUCUUUUAGGUAACAUCCGUUUUGGUACCAUCUCUGCUCAAGACCUCGUGAAUUACGUUCAAACCGUACCAAGAAUGAUGCAAGAUGCAGACUGCCAUAAACUGCUAGUGGAUGCCAUGAAUUACCAUUUGCUUCCCUAUCAUCAGAAUACAUUGCAGUCCAGAAGAACAAGGAUCCGGGGAGGUUUCAGAGUGUUAGUUACUGUCGGGGGACGCCCUGCACUAACAGAAAAGUCUCUUAGCCGUGACAUCUUAUACAGGGAUCCCGAAAAUGGAUGGAAGAAGCUUAGUGAAAUGCCUGCCAAGAGUUUUAAUCAAUGCGUGACAGUGAUGGAUGGAUUUCUGUAUGUCGCCGGUGGGGAAGACCAGAACGAUGCCAGGAACCAAGCCAAGCAYGCGGUCAGCAAUUUCUGCAGGUACGACCCUCGCUUCAACACAUGGAUCCACCUGGCCAGCAUGCUCCAGAAGCGCACCCACUUCAGCCUGAACGUCUUCAACGGCCUCCUCUUCGCCGUGGGYGGCCGCAACUCCGAGGGCUGCCUCUCCUCCGUCGAGUGCUACGUUCCUGCCACCAACCAGUGGCAGAUGAAGGCGCCCCUGGAGGUGCCGCGGUGCUGCCACGCUAGCGCGGUCGUAGAUGGUAGGAUCCUGGUCACGGGCGGCUACAUAAAUAACGCGUAUUCCCGCUCAGUGGCCAUGUACGACCCCUCCAGCGACAGCUGGCAGGAUAAGUCCAGCCUGAGCACUCCGAGGGGCUGGCACUGCGCCGUGUCCCUCCUGGAGAGGGUCUACGUCAUGGGCGGCUCGCAGCUGGGCGGGCGAGGGGAGCGGGUGGACGUGCUGCCCGUGGAGUGCUACAGCCCCUACACGGGGCAGUGGAGCUACGCGGCGCCCCUGCAGACCGGCGUCAGCACCGCGGGGGCCUCCACGCUCAACGGCAAAAUCUACCUGGUGGGGGGCUGGAAUGAGGUAGAGAAGAAGUACAAGAAGUGCAUCCAGUGCUAUAACCCAGAUAUCAAUGAAUGGGCUGAGGAAGACGAGCUGCCUGAAGCCACUGUGGGGGUGUCUUGCUGCACAAUAUCCAUGCCCAACACCAAGACGAGGGAGUCCAGGGCUAGCUCAGUCUCCUCUGUGCCAGUCAGUAUUUAA
This is a messenger RNA of Nothoprocta perdicaria, 1905 nucleotides long. RefSeq names its product kelch like family member 31 (gene KLHL31). Gene Ontology annotation, biological process: negative regulation of protein phosphorylation. The coding region runs from base 1 to 1905 and encodes 634 amino acids. The record is from RefSeq and is a predicted model, not a curated record. Lineage: Eukaryota; Metazoa; Chordata; Aves; Tinamiformes; Tinamidae. Gene Ontology annotation, molecular function: protein binding. The transcript has 2 exons. Gene Ontology annotation, cellular component: nucleus; cytoplasm.